AUGGCCACGGAGGGGGGAAACAUUACCCUGGUGUCUGAAUUCCUCCUACUGGGUAUUUCAGAUGAUGACAAGCAACAACAGCUGCUAUUCAUACUCUUCCUGAUCAUGUACCUGGUCACAGGCCUGGGCAACCUGCUUAUCAUCCUGGCCAUCACCACAGAUGCCCAUCUCCACACCCCCAUGUACUUCUUCCUGGCCAACCUGGCCUUCGUGGACAUUUGCUUCACCUCCACCACCAUCCCCAAGAUGCUGGUCAACCAUGUCACAGGACACAAAGGAAUCCCUUAUGGUGGGUGCCUGACACAGACUUUCUUUUUUGUGUGGUUUGGCAGCAUUGACAGCUUCCUUCUGGGUGUCAUGGCCUAUGACCGCUAUGCUGCCAUCUGUCACCCCCUGCAUUAUUCCUCGUUUGUGACACCACUGGUCUGUAUCCUCCUGGUGACAGCAUCCUGGACUGCAGCCUUGGGGAAUACCCUGACCCACACAUUGUCACUGACCCGCCUCUCCUUCUGCACCCACAAUCGGGUUCCUAACUUCUUCUGUGACCUCAGCACUAUGCUGAAGCUGGCCUGCUCUGACACCUUUUUCAAUUAUACAAUGGUGAACACAGUGGGGACCCUGCCGGUAUUUUUCCCCUUUGUGGGCAUCCUGGUCUCCUAUAUUCGCAUUGUUGCUGCCGUGAUGAGGAUCCCGUCCACAAAAGGCAAAUGGAAGGCUUUCUCCACCUGUGGCUCUCAUCUCUCUGUGGUGUCCCUGUUCUAUGGGACUAUCAUUGGGGCUUAUUUCAACCCCACAUCCUCCCACUCAGCCCAGAAGGACACAGCUGCUGCAGUGAUGUACACUGUGGCCACGCCCAUGCUGAACCCCUUCAUCUACAGUUUUCGCAACAAUGACAUGAAGGGUGCUUUUGUAGCCCUCAUGAGGAAGAAGCCAGCCUUUACUUCAUGUCUGUCACCAUCCUAA
Messenger RNA from Condylura cristata (star-nosed mole), 963 nucleotides. Its product is annotated as olfactory receptor 1361-like. Gene Ontology annotation, biological process: G protein-coupled receptor signaling pathway. Bases 1 to 963 code for a protein of 320 amino acids. The transcript has a single exon. The record is from RefSeq and is a predicted model, not a curated record. NCBI's taxonomy places the organism in Eukaryota, Metazoa, Chordata, Mammalia, Eulipotyphla, Talpidae. Gene Ontology annotation, cellular component: membrane. Gene Ontology annotation, molecular function: olfactory receptor activity; G protein-coupled receptor activity.